Molecule: messenger RNA, 891 nt
Organism: [Candida] anglica
Lineage: Eukaryota; Fungi; Ascomycota; Pichiomycetes; Serinales; Debaryomycetaceae
Source: the annotation of a GenBank genome assembly
GCUACAUACUGGGUAAACUACGAGAAUGAGCGAUUAUAGAAACGACAAGUCCACUUGUACAUUCUACUCCAAGAUAGGAGCUUGUAGACACGGAGAAAAGUGUUCCCGAGCCCACAUAAAACCGAUCUCUUCGGAAACCCUUUUGUUGGCAAAUCUUUACCAGAAUCCUAAAUUAAAUAAGAAUGAUGCAGAAGAAUUAUCAGCAAAGCAAAUCCAAGAAAGCUUUGAUCAUUUCUAUAAGGAUAUCUUUCUCAAAUUUGCCUCUUUAGGGCAUGUUGAAGCAUUGGUAGUAUGUGAAAACGAGAACAAUCAUUUAAAUGGAAAUGUUUAUGUGAAGUUUCGCUCUAAGGACGCAGCUUAUAACGCAUGCAUGGAAUUAAAUCAAUCAUGGUUUGGAGGAAGACCAGUUCAUAGUGAGUUUUCACCAGUGGAAAGUUUCCACGAAGCCAACUGUCGUGCUCAUGAGACAGAUACUUGCACAAGAGGUGAUCAUUGUAAUUUUAUGCAUAUCCGUAAUCCUAACUCACAUCUCAGGGGAAUUUUAUUUAGAGCACAAGAAAAAAGUAGAAUUGUUAAGGCAUUGCAAGAGUUAAAGAAAGAUGAAGAAAAGGAAAAAGAAUCGGCAAAGGUGGAACAAGAACAACAACAACAACAGCAACUGCAAGAGCAACAACCCCCAAUGUCGUCCUUGGAUACUGUACCAACAACCACUUCUGCAGCAGCAGUGGCAGCAUUGUUUUCCAAAUAGGGGACUAUAGAAUAGACAUGGGGAAGAAAGUUAAAAUGAAACACAAGAAAGUUUGCUCAAGAGACAAUUAUGGUGAAAAUCCAAACAGUAUUUCCGACCAUUAUAAACAGGCAAAUUCAAAUUGGUAAAAUCAAAGAUUAAUU